AUGGCUGGACGAGAGCAGCAGCGCGGUCGCAAGAGGGGCGUGCUGUCCACGGGUGAGCAGCGUUUCCUGCUCGUCCGGCACGGACAAACGACCUUCAAUGCAGAGAAGCGAUUUCAAGGCUCCAUGGAUGAGGGCUCCGUUCUAACUGCCAAGGGCAUCUCCCAAGCAGAGGAGCUGGGCCAGUGGCUGAAGGGAAAUCCGGUUGCAGCCGUCUUCGUUUCGCCGCUGCUGCGAGCGCGGCAGACUCUGGAAGUGGCCAGGACGGUCGCAGGUGAAGUGCUGCCACCCACAGAGACUAAGCUGUCCGAGCUGCGAGAGAUUGACCUCUACGAGUGGCAGGGCCGAACGCAGGACGAGAUCCGGGCGGAGGAUCCGGAACUCAUGAGAUUGUGGAAGGAGGAAACUUGGAACCUCCAGGUCAGUGGGCGUUAUGUGGUGCGAGACCUGUGGCGCCGUUCCAUCGAGGCCUGGCAUCGGAUGCGGCAGGUGGCCCCCAGCGGAGAAGAAAGGUCGUUGGUCGUCGCCCAUGGAGCAAUUAUCAAGGCCCUGAUCAGCACUGCCCUCGGCUUGCCGGAGCAGGGCUUCCGACAUCUCGCCAUGUCCAACGGUGAGGUGGUUGAGGUGGCUUGGUCAGGCUCCGAAGCCAAGUGGCGCAAGCUUCAUCCCGACAAAGGGCCUUGGAGAUGCUUGGCAGACGAGGAGCAGGCCAUGAAGGCCAACGGUGGCAAAGAUCUCAGCAACAUGGAUGCCGCAUAG
Messenger RNA from Symbiodinium sp. CCMP2456, 756 nucleotides. The record is from the annotation of a GenBank genome assembly. NCBI's taxonomy places the organism in Eukaryota, Dinophyceae, Suessiales, Symbiodiniaceae.